Messenger RNA from Blastomyces dermatitidis ER-3, 1682 nucleotides. RefSeq names its product glyceraldehyde-3-phosphate dehydrogenase. The transcript is spliced from 8 exons. Lineage: Eukaryota; Fungi; Ascomycota; Eurotiomycetes; Onygenales; Ajellomycetaceae. The coding region runs from base 307 to 1320 and encodes 337 amino acids. The record is from RefSeq and is a predicted model, not a curated record. Gene Ontology annotation, biological process: glucose metabolic process. Gene Ontology annotation, molecular function: NAD binding; oxidoreductase activity, acting on the aldehyde or oxo group of donors, NAD or NADP as acceptor; NADP binding.
AUGGAAAAGCCACAGUCAAAGCCCAAGCAAGAUCCGGGUAAGUUAACUCAAUCAGAAUCAUUGCGUCAAACACCCUAGUUAACUAUAUAUAUUAUAUAUAUAUUACUUGGCUGGAAACCUUCUUCCUCUUCCUCUUCCUCUUCCUCUUCCCUCUUCUUCUUCUACCAAAAACAUCCCCUCCUGUAUUCUAUAUAUCACAAUCCCAUCUCUAGCUCUAGUGCUUUUUUUUUCUCUUUUUUUUGUGUCAACCAACAAACACAGUUUUAUAUUUUAAUUUCCAUCCAUCAUCAAUAAUAACCAGCAACCAUGGCUAUCAAGGUCGGAAUCAACGGCUUCGGUCGCAUUGGCCGCAUUGUCUUGCGAAAUGCUAUUGAGCACGAUGACGUGGAGAUCGUUGCCGUGAACGAUCCUUUCAUUGAGACUCACUAUGCUGCCUACAUGCUCAAAUAUGAUUCCACACACGGCCAGUUCAAGGGCGACAUCGUCGUCGGCGACAACGGCCUGACCGUCAAUGGCAAGACCGUCCACUUCUACCAAGAGAGAGACCCCGCCAACAUCCCCUGGGGCAAGCACGGCGUCAAUUACGUUGUCGAGUCCACCGGUGUCUUCACCACCACCGAGAAGGCCAGCGCCCACUUGAAGGGUGGCGCCAAGAAGGUCAUCAUCUCCGCCCCCUCCGCCGACGCCCCCAUGUUCGUCAUGGGAGUCAACGAGCAUACGUACACCAAGGACAUCAACGUCCUCUCCAACGCCUCCUGCACCACCAACUGCCUCGCCCCGCUCGCAAAGGUCAUCAACGACAACUUCGGCCUGACCGAGGGCCUCAUGACCACCAUCCACGCAUACACUGCCACCCAGAAGACCGUCGACGGCCCUUCCUCCAAGGACUGGCGUGGUGGCCGCACUGCUGCUCAGAACAUCAUCCCCAGCAGCACCGGUGCCGCCAAGGCCGUCGGCAAGGUCAUUCCUUCCCUCAACGGCAAGCUCACCGGCAUGGCCAUGCGUGUGCCCACCGCCAACGUCUCCGUCGUCGACCUGACCUGCAAGACUGAGAAGCCCGUCACCUACGAGGAGAUCAAGCGGGCCGUCAAGGCUGCCUCUGAGGGCGAACUCAAGGGCAUCCUCGGCUACUCCGAAGACGCUCUCGUGUCCACCGACUUGAACGGAGACCCCCGCUCCUCCAUCUUCGACGCCUCCGCCGGCAUUGCCCUCAACAGCAACUUUGUCAAGCUCAUCUCCUGGUAUGACAACGAGUGGGGCUACUCCCGCCGUGUCCUCGACCUCAUCUCCUACAUCUCCAAGGUCGACGACGACAAUUAGCAAUCAGCAGCGAGCAGCAGGGAAAGAAGCGUCCUCUAAUCCACAAAUGAACUCUCCUCGUUCCUAGCCCUCUCCCCCUUUUUGAGCAAACCUUAGAGAAAGAAGGGAAAAAAAAAAGAAAAAUCAAAAAAGGACAAAAUUCUUUUUCUAUCUUCUUCUUUUUGUAGUAAUUUGUCUGUACUCUUCUUUGCCUCUACAUGUGCUGCCUGCCUGCAGGUUUCUGCCAUUCAAAAGGACUUUCACGGCGGUUUGCGGUUCCCCGCGCCCGGCUCUCUUUACAAAAGAAAAAGGAAUGUAACGCUUUAAAAUCCGUAAUUAAAAUUAAAGUCUUAUUUUUUUAUUUUUAUUUUUAUUUGUUUUCC